UUUAUUUUUCAUUAAGUGGGUGAAGAAAAAUGUCUGCUCUGCUAUUUUGUUAUGUGAAUUUUUAAAGUUGAAACAAACUUGCUGUGUUAUGAAAAUUAAUUCCAAAAGGUGUUGAAUUUUGAUUUUUACUUACAACAUAAUGCAUUUCCCAAAAGAUUUAACGGAAAAGCAAGAAAAUGCCAUUGAAGAACUACGAGAGAGGAUGAAAAGUUUUAUAACACCAGACAUUUAUGAAGAUAAUGUCACAUUUUAUAAGUUUCUCAAAGCUCGUAAUUUUAACAUCAACCAGGCAGAAUCUAUGCUGAGAAAGCAUUUGGAAUUCAGGAAAAUUUUGCAGAUAGAUACUAUUCUAACAGAUUACAAAGCACCAGAAGUAUGCGAAAAAUAUCUAUCUCAGAAUUUUCUUGGUUGUGAUAAACAAGGAAGCCCUGUGUAUAUGUCUGCAAUUGGGAACACAGACAGCAGAGGUAUCUUCAAAUCUGCAAAUAAAAUCGAUGUAUUAAAAUGCUGUCUGAAAGUAAUUGAAAUGGGUCUUCACCAAACUAAACUUCAGACAUUAAAGCUGGGCAAACCAGUCACUCAAUGCGUGUAUAUUUAUGAUAUGGACAAAAUGACGUUCACCAAAGCCACUGAUAGAUAUAGUAUUGAACACUUUUUAAUCGCGGUCAAUGUAUUUCAAGACAACUAUCCUGAAUUACUGAAAGCUGUGUAUGUCAUUAAUGCUUCAACGUAUUUUAAAAUGGUAUUUCCAGUCGUUAAAGCAAUACUUGCUGGGUCGAUUAUACGGAAAAUGAAGAUUUUUGGUACAGAUGGAUGGCAAGAAGAAUUAUUAAAAGUAAUGGAUGCAAAAGAGCUGCCCGCCUGCUUUGGAGGAAAAAGAACGGAUCCAGAUGGAAAUCCUAAAUGUAAUACCUUUAUUAAUUGGGCCGGAACAGUGCCAGAAUAUUACUUCAAGACAAAGAAUGUUGAAAAAUUUGCAAAACUAAAUGGCGUGAAGAAAGUUAUUGUACCUAGAAAAGAAAGUUUUGAAGUGAAAAUUGAAGUGAAACGUCCUGGACAAAUGCUGCACUGGGAAUAUGAAGUCGUGUCUCAUGAUAUCGCCUUCAAACCUUUGUUUGUAGGAAAAUGUCUCGAUGGAACUGAAAUUGAAGAAAUUGUCCCGAUGCACAAAUUUGAAACAGAAUGUGAACCACUAAGUGGAUUCAUCAUUUGUAAAAGGCAGGGAAAUUAUGUCAUCAUUUUCGAUAACACCUACAGCUGGUUUAGUUCCAAGGAAGUCUAUUACCGAAUAUGCCUCGGAAGCCCCAAAGAGGAAUCUAAGCCUUAAUCACGAUCAUCAUUGCAAUGUCACAUUUUUCUGUUUAUUAUUUUGUAUAU
Messenger RNA from Argiope bruennichi, 1377 nucleotides. Its product is annotated as SEC14-like protein 4. The coding region runs from base 140 to 1327 and encodes 395 amino acids. The record is from RefSeq and is a predicted model, not a curated record. The transcript has 13 exons. Gene Ontology annotation, cellular component: cytoplasm. Lineage: Eukaryota; Metazoa; Arthropoda; Arachnida; Araneae; Araneidae.